Messenger RNA from Cooperia oncophora, 1059 nucleotides. The record is from the annotation of a GenBank genome assembly. Lineage: Eukaryota; Metazoa; Nematoda; Chromadorea; Rhabditida; Trichostrongylidae.
AUGUGUGACGAUUGUCGUCGAGCAGAGGCGAAAGAUUUCUGGCGAGCUUGCGUCCAGGUCAGGCAAAAAGCCGAAUUUAAAAAGACUCUUUUCUACCUCGAGCAGCUUCUCCUCAAGCAUAGUGCUCACAGUCAGUGUACAGGGGUAAAGCCUGUUCCAACCGGAAUUGACUUCUUCUUCGCCAAACUCCAGGAUGCUAGGAAAUUCGUUGACUUUCUGAUGGCAGUUUUACCUUGCAGAUACCACUAUGCUCAGGAACUGGUGUCACAUGACACGAAGAAUAACACUUACGAUUAUAAGCACACUUUCUGCGUGGAAAUCGUUCACAUAUGCAGGGAUAACAUAGUGUGUAUGCCGAAAAAAGUUGCUCAGCAUCUUGGUAAUAUGAGUCAGAUCGCAAUCUGUCUCCGUGUAUCUAAUGUUAUUACUCUCAUUGAUCCAAGUAACCUGCAAAUGGCAGAUAUACAAGCAACGUCGUUUUGGCGGGAUCCGUUCGAUUCACUCUGCACCCCUAAACAGUUGUCCGAGUUCUACGUGCUUGGACGUGAGAAGAUGGUUGACAAAUUUGGACCAGAAAGGUUGGCCAUGGUUUGUAUCAGCAAGAAGCAUGUUCUGGCAGACGUAUGGCUUGUGAGGAGCCACCAGGAGAUCAACUGUAGGCUUCGAAUUUCAGGUUGGCAUGUCCGAUGCACAAACCGGUCUAAAGCGUCAACACUAGGACAUUUAUUGAAUCCUGGAGACCUCGUCAUGGCGUUCGAUAUUCGCAACUGUAAUGUGAAUAAUAGCGUGUUCGAUGAAAUGAAGCCGGAAGAUAUUCCAGACGUCGUCAUAGUGAAAAAGGUAUACGAUCGCGCUCGACGAGUUGCGCACCGAAAAUGGAAGCUGAAACGAUUGGUUGUGGAUGGCAAUAUUGUUGGUAACGAGACUGAAAGUGUUGCGGACGAGUUUCAACGGUUUAUGGAAGAUGUGGAAGAAGAUCCUUACAUACGUGAAAGAAUCAACAUCUACAAGGAUGAGGAACGGAUUAAAACCAAGCACGAUUUUGAUAGCGACGAAUGA